This is a messenger RNA of Prorocentrum cordatum, 2019 nucleotides long. The record is from the annotation of a GenBank genome assembly. NCBI's taxonomy places the organism in Eukaryota, Dinophyceae, Prorocentrales, Prorocentraceae.
CUCAAAUUCCCACAAGCGAAUUGCACCGCGUAGAAUGCACGUCGAGGAGACACUAAUCUACUAUGUAGGGUUCACGCUGACACGCAUGUUUUGGUUGUGCCCGUUCGUGUCCAAUUUCCUUGCCGCCUUGGGAAGCGAACGUGCAAACAUUACGGAGACAGGGCUUCCACUGGCAGAAUGGCUCAGGCAUUGUCCACAAACACGUUUUUGGUUCCCAUUCGUGCGAUGUCUUGAUGCUCAUGUCAAGAUGAAGGCUCACUCACCUUCUCCAUCAACAGGCGCUGUCGCGAUGGUUCUUCGGGCUUUGGUGCUCGCUACCGUCUGUCCUGUGUUGUAUUCCGUCGUGCUGACUCGACCCGCCCACGAGCACGACGAGCACGAGUACGAGCUGGCUGUCAAGCAGUACGAGGAGUACAGCGAGUACGUCAUCGGUUCAGGCACUUGCAACGACGUUUGCGAACGGUCUGGCCUGGCGUGCAACAUGGAUCCGUUGUACAACGUGACCUCGGAGGUGUGCUGGACACUUUGGAAUUCCAUGCCAAAGCGUGGACAAAGGAGCAUAUCUCCUUCUCAGGGGUAUAUUGGUGCAGGCUGGGAUGAUCAUUACUCUGGCGCGUCUCCGUGCGUCUUCGACAGCGGGGCCGGAGCGGAGGGGUCCCUGGCAUACUUCGCAAACAAAGACAGCGCCCACAGCAGCCGGGGCUCCGGCUACCUCAGCUGCUCUGCCAGGCUGCGGGAGCUGGACGACACCUCCGAGUACCUGUGCGCCUGCCGGCGCGCCCCGGACCGGCCUGGCCUCCGCCUGGGCCUGCGGCCGACGCCCGCGCCCGGCCCCGCCCCGCCCCCGCCCCCGGGCCCUGCCCCGGCCCCUGGCUGGAGCAUGCCGGGCCCGGCCCCUGCGCCCGCCCCCGGCCCUCCACCGGCGCUGCCGACGGGCAGCCCGACCGCGUCGCCCACCUCCGAGCCGCUGCCUCUCGUAGCGCCGGCCCCGACCGCCAGCCCGACGGGGAACCCGACAACGGCGCCCACCUCAAGCCCGACCGCUCCUCCGACGGCGUCACCAUCAGGAAGCCCGACGAGCAGCCCGACUGCGUCGCCCACCUCCGAGCCGCUUCCUCUCGUGAUGCCGGCCCCAACAGCCAGCCCGACGGGAAGCCCGACGAGCAGCCCGAUUACGACCCCCACCUCUAGUCCGCUUCCUCUUCUGACACCCCCCCCAACAGAAAGCCCGACUGGCAGCUCCAUUCCGGCAGAUGCCGACGGAUUUGUGCCUGUCCCAGUUGCGCCUGUGUCAACCGACAUCGACGCAAUGCCAGUGCCCCUCAGUCAGCCGCUGCCCCUGAGUGGGGCGAACAGCGUGACUUCAGCUGCGGGAGCGUCGGAAAACAGCGUGACGCCCAGCGCCAAGGGAGACCCGCACCUGCAGAAUAUUUACGGCCAACGGUUCGACUUGAUGGCUCCUGGCAGGCACAUCUUGCUGCAUAUCCCAAAAGGCGCGGGCACCGUGGACACGCUGCUCCGUGUCGAUGCAGAGGCAAGGCAGAUGGGGCAUAAAUGUGCGGACAUGUAUUUCCGAGAGUUGAACAUCACGGGGUCGUGGGCAGAGGUUAGGCAAGCUGGUGGCAUCAAGUUCCGUGCGGAUGAAGUUGACGGCGAGCUCAACUCCAGUUGGAUGACCUUCGGGAAGGUGGACUUGAAGGUGAUCCACGGGCAUACCCAGCAAGGUAUCCAGUACCUCAAUGUCUACGUCAAACAUCUUGGGCACACAGGGCUGCAUAUUGGAGGGCUGCUCGGUGAGGACGACCACAGCAAGGAGGAGAUCCCUGUAGAGGAGUGCGGAACACGAAUAGCUCUUCGUAGUUAUGGUAAGAAGGUCUCCUUCCAGAACGGCACGAACAUUGAGUCACAUUUGCGUCACGCUUCUGUGGCUGAGGCAAGCUUGGCCUAGCACAUUUGGCACUGUUUGUUCCGCUAUUGGAGGAAACACGGCGAAGGGCUCGCAUGGAGUGGCGGUGUGGG